Molecule: messenger RNA, 1488 nt
Organism: Rhinocladiella mackenziei CBS 650.93
Lineage: Eukaryota; Fungi; Ascomycota; Eurotiomycetes; Chaetothyriales; Herpotrichiellaceae
Exons: 1
Coding region: 1-1488 (495 amino acids)
Source: RefSeq, a predicted model, not a curated record
AUGCCGUGGCCCGCAAAGCCUCCGAUGACCCUGAAGGAGGCUAAGCGGGCACGCAAAAAAGAUGUCGGGUUUCGAUACACUGCGUCUCAAUUGGCACGCGCAGACCGACUAGACGCGCGAGAGGAACAACGAAAGAAGGCAUUGGAGAAAGAAAAGCAACGAGCCGAGAACAAGCGUAAAAAGGAAGAAAAGCUUGAGAAAGAGCGCGUGGUCAAACAAAAGAUGCUAGAAGAGGGCCGAAUAACUGUUGAAGACACUUGGGGAAAGGUCACCGCCAGUCAACCGCGGUUGAACAAAUUCUUUGGACAAAAGCCUGCAUUGCCGAUGAAACGGCGAAGGUUGCAAGACGAACCCAUUGCGGAAGAAGUCAUUGUCUCUGAGAACCUCGUGAGCGAAAAGGAAACAGGAUAUGCAGAAAACCUACAUCAGGGUGAAGAUUUGGGAAAUGUUGCGAGUAACAAUAUCGCCGAAACAAAGUUGUUCAGUGUGUCUCAUCUUCUCAAGUCACCCUCGAAGCAAACUCUUCCCUCUUCUCUCCCAUCUCUUCGACGGAUCUUGCACCAACCUGGCCUAAUUCCUGACGCAUCCAGUCAUGUCCAACAACGCCCUGCUCAUAGCCAGCUUUCGACCCUCAAGGAAUUAAGGCCUUCACAAAUAAACACAAGAUCAGUUCGAACGCAACGGCAUCUUAGUGAAACUGAGACGACGCUUCUUCAAAAGCCUUCGGUGCCUAUCAAAUUGCAGCCUGAUACGGGGGGUCCAGGAGCAGCGGCAACAUUCAAAGACACGUCACUUCUGUCUUGUCAUAGUCCACGUUCGAAUCCUCCGUUGUCGACAAUCGUCACUCAAAAAGCACCCGAAUUCCAAGACCAUGAAAACGAAAUCCAGACUCACCAACAAGAAGCAUCGGAAGUGGCAGACUGGCAAUGCCAAAACUCAGGAGGAGAAACUCAUACAACAGGUCUUCGUAUGACAGGAGAUGAAGAAGACUUCACAGACGGAAUAGAUGACGAGACAUUCCUCAUGCUAUAUGCAACGCAAAAGCCCAUGCAGGAGACAUGUCGAACGGGACAAGAGAAUGCAGCCAAACAACGACCUCAAGUUUUGACACCACAAACUCACGGUUUCGCAUCCUCAGAGAAGUCAGCAUAUUCUUCUUCCAAGGAACAAACCUGCGAAGUCAACUUGCUGGCAGAAAAAGCAGCAUCAGAGGCGAAAAGUCUUACAACCUCAGACAGUUUCAGCUCCGUAUUCAACGAGAUCGAAGACGAAGAUCUCAUUGCCCUUGCGGAAGAGAUUGAAGCUGGUAUGGCGUCUGCUCCAAAGCCAAAGAUCACAGCACCGAACUCGCCGCCGAAGCAGGAAAGAAAGGGACGACGAAGACUUCCGUGGGAACUUCCGUGGGACGACUUUGACGCGCCAGGCCCAUCUACGCAGGCGCUGAUGUUAGAACUGGUCGAAGAGGCUGAAGCUGGGGUGCACAGAUGA